CAGGACUUCUGUCCAAGUCGGAGUAGAGGACACCAAAGCACCGGGGAACAGGGAGGCAGCAUAUACUCCUACGGGCCGUACCCACAGUUAUCCCCCUCGUCUGAGAGUUUGUUGGCAGAGAAAAUGAUCCAGUGCGUGCAGGCGAUGCUUUAUUUGUCGGUUCUGGUGGCGUUCGCCGCGUGCAAUGCUCCUCCGGUACCGUUAGACGACAUAUUAAUUGAAAAAACUUUCGUGCCAGAGCAAUGUGUACGCGCAGUCAAAGUAGGGGAUUAUGUCAGGUAUCACUACAACGGAAUGUUUCCUGACGGCAAGAAGUUCGACUCAAGUUACGACCGUGGCAGCACCUACAACGUGUUUGUUGGCAAGAAGCAGCUGAUCGCAGGGAUGGACAAAGCUCUGGUGGGGAUGUGUGUCAACGAGAGAAGCCUGAUCAAGAUCCCACCUCACCUAGCAUAUGGCAAACAGGGAUACGGUGACAUCAUCCCUCCUGACUCUAUCCUCCAUUUUGACGUCCUGCUGCUCGACGUGUGGAACCCAGAGGACGGCGUCCAGAGCAACACCUACCACACGCCUUCCACCUGUUCCAGAAAGGUGGAGGUGUCUGACUACGUUCGCUACCACUACAAUGGCACCCUGCUGGAUGGGACACUCUUUGAUUCCAGCCACACCCGUUUGCGUACCUAUGACACGUACGUUGGGAUUGGGUGGCUGAUCGCCGGUAUGGAUCAGGGCCUUCUCGGAAUGUGCGUUGGAGAGAAACGCAUCAUCACUAUGCCGCCGUCACUUGGAUAUGGAGAGAAUGGAGAUGGUAGUGACAUCCCAGGACAGGCGUCUCUGGUGUUUGAUGUCGUACUUCUAGACCUCCACAACCCCAGAGAUGGGAUCACAGUGACCAAUCAGAUUUUGCCUGAGUCCUGCACGAGGAAAACCGUCGCUGGAGACUUUGUACGCUACCACUACAAUGGCAGCCUUCUUGACGGAACAUUUUUUGAUUCCAGCUACUCUCGUAAUCGUACCUAUGACACCUAUGUGGGUCGAGGCUAUGUGAUUGCCGGCAUGGACGAGGGUUUGAUUGGAGUCUGUGUCGGAGAGAAGCGCACCGUCACCAUCCCCCCACAUCUCGGCUAUGGAGAGGAGGGCACAGGCUCUAAGAUCCCUGGUUCAGCUGUGCUGGUGUUUGACAUUCACAUCAUCGACUUCCACAACCCAUCAGACAAAACUGAGAUCACCAUCACUCACAAGCCAGAAGAGUGUGAUAAGCAAACCAAGAAAGGAGACUUUGUCAAAUAUCACUAUAACGCCUCUCUGAUGGAUGGGUCAUCCAUCGACUCCACGUAUAAUUAUGCAAAGACAUACAACAUUGUCCUGGGAGCCAACCAGGUAGUCCCAGGGAUGGAGGACGGACUGAUGGACAUGUGUGUGGGAGAGAAAAGGCACCUUGUUAUUCCUCCUCAUCUGGGCUAUGGGGAGAGAGGAGUCACUGAUGAAGUUCCAGGGAGUGCUGUGCUGGUGUUUGAUAUUGAGCUGGUAGAGAUGGAGGAAGGACUUCCUGAAGGCUACAUGUUUAUCUGGAACGACGAAGUGUCACCCGACCUCUUCACUGAGAUGGACACAGACAACAACAAGCAGGUGGAGCCCUCUGAGUUUACUGACUACAUCAUGCGGCAGGUGAACGAGGGUAAAGGCCGCCUGGCUCCUGGCUUCGAUCCCUAUCGCAUCAUUGACAACAUGUUCUCCAAUCAGGACCGUGAUGGAGACGGAAAGAUCACAGAGGCAGAGUUCAAACUUAAAGCAGAUGAAGCCCCUCAUGAUGAGCUAUGACGGGACUGAGUGUAGAGCUCAGAUCAGGGUGAAGGCUGAAGGGUCAGACAGCGGGGUUAAAAUACACAUGUGGGUGGUAGAGUAGAAAAAGAUAGGGUUGUAUGUGUAAAGUAAGCGAGUAUGAAGUGAGAAAUGAGCUGAGAGAUUUAGUUUUUUUUUAUUUUGAAGAUAUAGAUGAUGUCCAAAGGGCAUCUGAUCUUUUAGGAAUGAGGUUAUUUUGAGAGAUAAAUAUUACAAAGAAAACACCUCAUUUGAGGUCUACGAUGACAGAGAAUGACUUUUUUUACCUCCUCUCCAAUCACGUUGUGUUGUUUUAUAUGACAUUUAUUAUUUUUAUCUUGAAGGGUACAAAAGCACUCGUGUGUGUGAAAGAACAAACCGAGGCCUCAGUCCACCAUCUCUACGUUCAGCACUCCUUAGUGACUUUUUUUAUUGUUAACUUUUUAUGGUUGUGCGUGUUGUUUUCUUUUCACUGGGUAUCAGCUUGUCUCUGAAAUAUCUGACAGUCUAUCAGGAGCAAUAAGUCAGUCAUCUCUCACUGUAAUAUACUGUGAUGGAGGGAAGUUACAAUUGUUUGAGUUAAAACUCAUUUAUUGAUAAAAGAAUAAGUGAUCAUUUUAAGUGAGAGCUUUAAGUUUGUAUUUACAUAUUUUGCAGCUGAGACCUUUACUGUUUACCUUUUAAAUGUCAGGAUGCCUUCUGUGUUUUCUUGAGUUGAAAUGAUCCAAAAUAAGGCUGUCAGGUUCAAAAUCCUAAAACGGUAUCGAAGCUCUCCAGUCUUUCAAUCAUUUUGGGUCAACUUGUGUCAUUGUUUGUUUGCAUCACCAGCUGUGUGUGUGUGUGUGUGUGUGUGUGUGUGUGUGUGUGUGUGUGUGUG
Molecule: messenger RNA, 2698 nt
Organism: Perca flavescens (yellow perch)
Lineage: Eukaryota; Metazoa; Chordata; Actinopteri; Perciformes; Percidae
Gene: fkbp9
Product: FKBP prolyl isomerase 9
Exons: 10
Coding region: 124-1821 (565 amino acids)
Cellular component (GO): endoplasmic reticulum
Molecular function (GO): peptidyl-prolyl cis-trans isomerase activity; calcium ion binding
Source: RefSeq, a predicted model, not a curated record